This is a messenger RNA of Zea mays, 625 nucleotides long. Its product is annotated as 60S ribosomal protein L37a. Gene Ontology annotation, molecular function: structural constituent of ribosome. The record is from RefSeq and is marked validated. Lineage: Eukaryota; Viridiplantae; Streptophyta; Magnoliopsida; Poales; Poaceae. The transcript is spliced from 5 exons. Gene Ontology annotation, cellular component: ribosome. The coding region runs from base 142 to 420 and encodes 92 amino acids. Gene Ontology annotation, biological process: translation.
AGAAUCUACCGUCGACCAGAAGAGCCCUAGAAAACCCUAGUAGCAUCCACAAUUCCACAUAACCUCGCCCGCGCCGCCUCCCCCACGAGACGCCUUCUUGCUCUCGCUUCCGGUGACGCCCGCCACUUCCUCCCCGACGAGAUGACGAAACGCACCAAGAAGGCAGGAAUCGUUGGCAAAUAUGGUACCAGGUAUGGUGCCAGUUUACGUAAACAGAUCAAGAAGAUGGAGGUCUCGCAGCACUCCAAAUACUUCUGUGAGUUCUGUGGCAAGUUUGCCGUGAAGAGGAAAGCAGUUGGUAUCUGGGGAUGCAAGGACUGUGGGAAGGUUAAGGCCGGUGGCGCCUACACAAUGAACACUGCUAGUGCGGUCACUGUGAGAAGCACAAUCCGGCGCCUGCGGGAGCAGACCGAAGCAUGAUUGCGGGCAGCUUGAAAAGGAGUACCUGGAUUUUUGUAGUUCAGCCAAGAGCCGUGAACCAUUUUGCCUUUUUAGCUAAAUGAACAAGAAAUGUUUAUCUAUCUGUAGUGACCACUUUGUACUCAUGGUUUGUCAUGCUAAAUUGAUGGUAUGCACUAUGCAAUGCAAAUACUUGCGUAAUCGUAUGUUUUCUUGUGCUGCCGAA